This is a messenger RNA of Merops nubicus (carmine bee-eater), 680 nucleotides long. RefSeq names its product mitochondrial ribosomal protein S6 (gene MRPS6). The record is from RefSeq and is a predicted model, not a curated record. The transcript has 3 exons. Lineage: Eukaryota; Metazoa; Chordata; Aves; Coraciiformes; Meropidae. Gene Ontology annotation, cellular component: ribosome; mitochondrial small ribosomal subunit. Bases 1 to 396 code for a protein of 131 amino acids. Gene Ontology annotation, molecular function: small ribosomal subunit rRNA binding; structural constituent of ribosome. Gene Ontology annotation, biological process: translation.
AUGAGAUCCCGUGUUGAUGGAAGCAGCAUAAAACUUGUCCGGAGUCUGGCCCAGCUUCUUUUGACGUUGUGCUGUCCUGAGACUGCAGCCGUGCUGAAGCGCACUGUUGAGGCUCUUCUGGAGAGAGGAGCCGUUGUGAGGAACCUAGAAAACCUGGGAGAAAGGUCUCUACCUUACAAAAUCUCCAAGCACAGGGAGCGCCACAGAAGAGGAGGGUAUUUUUUGAUAGAUUUAGAGGGCCCACCUUCGAUUGUAUCGACCAUGAUGGAUCAUUUAGGACGUGAUGUUGAUGUAAUUAGACGUGCUUUUAUAAAGCAUCCUGUAUCAAAGACAGAAGAAUGCAGUGGCAUAAUCCCAGUCAACUAUGAAGAUAAACUAGUAGCCAAGAAGAAGUGAAUAUUCCAGAUAGCAUGUUUGAAACUUUUUUUAAAAAAAAUUCUUUAUUCCUGCUUUGGAAAACAGUUGUGAUAACUAACGUUCAUCAAAAAUAAUCAGUUUUGACCAUGUUGUGUGUGUGGUAUAGUACACUAUCUUAAGUUAUUGUAACACUUGCAGUUUCUUUUUGUUUAAAAUAAUUUGGAUAGACUUAAUCUGUAUGCUUAUCUUGAUAUCUGACAACUCUGAAAAUUGAUUUUCUUUUCUCUUAGAGCAUUACAUUGAUAAUGAAGAUUUAUCCAUCA